UUUGCCAUUCCCAAUGGACAUUUUGAUUUGACAAAAUGAAUGUUAUCUCAAAACCUUAAAUUAUCAAGUACUUGAAGGAAGAUGCAUGAUCAGCUUUUAAAGCUGACAGAUCUCACCGUCGACUGUCUGCUGCAUAUUUUUGAAUACUGCUCAGAGGGGGAUCUCCUUUGCCUGAGCUUGGCCAACCGAUUUUUGGCGAACAUAAUAGACAACUACAUUUACUACUCACAGUCCAUUGACUUGCUGCUCUGUGGCCACCGGGAUAGCCCGAGAAUCGAGCAGAGAAACCGAACCCGCUUGAGCAACUAUGAUCGCAUCCAGGUGUCAAAGAACUGGGUUAAUGGAACCUACUUCGAACGCCCCUACUUCCAUCAUGCCCAAAUGUUCCCCACGAAACUGUGCCUGGAGGCGGACGCCCUGUACAUUACCCAUGCGGGCUAUCUGCGGAAGUACCGGCGCUCCAGCUGCGAUGCCCUGCUCCGUCGAUUCGAGGAGGAGAUCAGCACGUCCACCCACAGCGACAUCUCCGAUUUCGUUAAGAAAGAGGACACCAUAUUCGCGGGACGAGUAUGUGGAUCGUGCUUCCACUACGACGAGAAUGGCAUCACGGAACAGAGGAUGCAUCCGGCCAACGAGUAUCUGUACUGCGUGGACUUUGUCAAAGAUCUGUACGCCACCAGCACCGAUAACUGCUGCAAACUAUGGCAGCGAUCCCAGGAGUUCGGACUGACGCACUUCGACAUGGUGAUGAAGCUGCCGCAUGCCUUUAAGGCCUUAGAACUGAGUUCAGACGGCCAGUGGCUUUAUGGGGGUCUCUACACGGACGAAGGACGCCGGGCCCUGAGGGCCGUCCACGUGGAAAGUGGCGAGGAAUUGGUAUUCAACUCCAACACAAGAUCCAUUUACGACCUAAAAAUGAAAGAUGACCAUGUUAUUUUCACGGCCAACUUUGAUACGACGUUUCGGAUGUUUGAUCGUCGCAUUGAUCGCGAUGUGGCAAUUUGGGAGGAUCCGUUCGACUGUUCCUUUUAUUCACUGGAGUACGAUGGACUGUAUGCGGCGCUGGUCGGCACCAACAGACAUGCACGAGUCAACCUCUACGACAUAAGAAUGCAGAAAUAUGUUCAACUAUACUUCCCGGGCCGAACGCGGCAGCACAAUGGUCUAUCGCCCGUGUACAGCCUAGCCUGUGAUAGCCAAUAUAUGUUUGUGGCCACCGAUCACAAUCUGCGAGUCUUUGACUUCAAGUCCAAUUGUGGCAUUCAGCGGGACUACAGCAACAUCAAUGGGCUAAUGAAGAGAAAACUAUGAGCAUUUGACUGCCAAAUAAACUUCUAAAGUUAAA
This is a messenger RNA of Drosophila elegans, 1345 nucleotides long. Its product is annotated as F-box/WD repeat-containing protein 4. Bases 82 to 1311 code for a protein of 409 amino acids. Gene Ontology annotation, biological process: SCF-dependent proteasomal ubiquitin-dependent protein catabolic process. Gene Ontology annotation, molecular function: protein binding. NCBI's taxonomy places the organism in Eukaryota, Metazoa, Arthropoda, Insecta, Diptera, Drosophilidae. The transcript is spliced from 3 exons. The record is from RefSeq and is a predicted model, not a curated record. Gene Ontology annotation, cellular component: SCF ubiquitin ligase complex.